UUGGCACUGUGGCUCCCCAACCGUGUGGUGCUGGCAGCUUUUCAGACCCAGGCUCUGCCUCCUGCUUGUCCUGUCUUGUUGGACAUUACUGUGCUGAUGAAAUCACCAGCAGGGAGGCCAUGCUACUUACUAUGGUUUGCCCUGCAGGGCUGUUGUGCCCCGAAGGACAGGCAGUCGCUCCAGAUGCCAACGGAAAUGCCUGCCCAAGAGGAUACUAUUGUCCCCGGGGUGACAUUGACUCUCAUGCUAGACCUUGCCCUAAUGGAACCUACAGUGAGCAGAAGGGUCUGGGCAGAGUGGAAGAAUGCUUGCUAUGUCCUGCAGGGAAGUACUGCUACAGGGAAUGGAGAGAGCCCCGAGGAAUUCCCCAUCCAACUGGAGACUGCCCCCCAGGAUACACGUGCCCCCCAGGGACUGGAUUCCCCUUCUCUUUUCCCUGUCUGCCUGGCUUCUACUGGGAUAGUUCUGCUGUGGAAGGAAGAAAUACUUGCAAACCGUGUCCUGCAGGGUACUAUUGUGACUCUCCUGCCAUGACACAGCCCAAAACUUGCCCAGCUGGUUCUUACUGUGCCAGAGGUAGCUCCCGUCCUGAGCCCUGCCCGGAGGGCACAUAUGGUAGCAGAAAGGAGCUGGCUGCGCUACUGGACUGCAGCCCGUGUGGAGGUGGGUUCUACUGUGCUGGCCAAGGACAGACAGGCCCCAGUGGCCUCUGCGAGGCUGGGUUCCAUUGCCGGGGCAGAGCAGUGAUACCAGGUACUUACAUGGACGUACUCGGUGCCAUGGGGACAGGAUCCUGCAAACCCUGUAUGGCAGGCAUGUACUGCAGCACAGCUGGUCUGGCCAUGCCUCAGGGACUGUGCCAGCCAGGAUAUUAUUGUGCCCAAGGGUCCAACAGCACCUCACCUGUUGGACUUCCUUUUGGUGAUCUUUGCCUAGCAGGCUAUUACUGCCCUGCUGGCACAAAACACCCAAGUGAGAUGCCAUGCCCUGCCGGUACCUGGAACGAGAGGAGGGGAGCCCAGGAUGCCAGCUGGUGUCUACCCUGUCCCCCUGGGUUCUUCUGCAAUGUGGCAGGCCGGAUUUCCCCUACAGGGCUUUGUGCACCAGGCUAUUACUGCACAGGAGGGGCACGGACCCCAAGGCCAGUGGAUGCUGUGACGGGGGAUCUCUGUCCUGAAGGACACUUCUGCCUUGCAGGCUCAGCAGCACCCUCCCCCUGCCAAGAUGGGGAAUACAGCAAUGCAACAGGUCAAGACAAAUGCUUCCCAUGUCCAGCUGGGUUUCACUGUCAGCACGGCAUAAUGCACCAUUGUCCACCUGGCUUUUACUGCCCCCAGGAGACUGGAACCAGCUUUUACCCUUGUCCAGCGGGGAGUUACAACCCAUAUCAUGGAAUCAGCCAGGCCGAGAGGUGCCAGCAAUGCCCUGCAGGGAUGUUUUGUGGAGAAUGGGGAUUAUCCUCUCCGAGUGGCCCCUGCUGGCCAGGAUUCUUCUGCACAGCAGGAGCCAGUGUCCCAAACCCUGAUGGAGCCACAAAUACAAGCACUGGAGGCCCAUGCCCACCUGGGCAUUUUUGCCCAGCUGGUACCAGCAUCCCAUUUCCAUGCCCAGUGGGCACAUUCUCGAACAGACUCUACCUCUGGCUGGAGUCAAGCUGCACUGUGUGCCCACCUGGCUAUUACUGCAGCUCAACCGGUCUCACAGCUCCCUCAGGAUCCUGCUCAGCCGGCUACUACUGCCUAUCUGGAGCCUUCUCCUCAUCCCCAGCAGGUGAGGAUGUCACUGGGUGA
This is a messenger RNA of Gopherus flavomarginatus (Mexican gopher tortoise), 1790 nucleotides long. RefSeq names its product neurogenic locus notch homolog protein 4-like. Lineage: Eukaryota; Metazoa; Chordata; Testudines; Testudinidae. The transcript has 12 exons. The coding region runs from base 120 to 1790 and encodes 556 amino acids. The record is from RefSeq and is a predicted model, not a curated record.